This is a messenger RNA of Mya arenaria, 3393 nucleotides long. RefSeq lists its product as uncharacterized. The coding region runs from base 81 to 1859 and encodes 592 amino acids. The record is from RefSeq and is a predicted model, not a curated record. Gene Ontology annotation, cellular component: membrane. Lineage: Eukaryota; Metazoa; Mollusca; Bivalvia; Myida; Myidae. Gene Ontology annotation, biological process: transmembrane transport; monoatomic cation transport. Gene Ontology annotation, molecular function: monoatomic cation transmembrane transporter activity. The transcript is spliced from 12 exons.
CAGAUUCUUUACGUGGCUACUUUAACAAUGAAAUAUAAAACCAGGUGUCAUGAUUAUUGAAUCAAACUGCGAUUUGUGACAUGGAAGGAACAUAUACAAAAACAAGUACUGAACUAACGGUUAUCCCAGCUAAGAAUGAAAACCAUCUACACAAUGACGCCAACAAGAGGAAACCACUCGGGAUCGUGAAUCGUGGCUUUACUGAUACGGAAUUAUCCAUUAAAGCGGCCGACAACUCUGACAAUGAAACUUGGAGACAUUCAGAGAAUGUUCAAACUAGCUCAAAACCUCAAAAUAAAUCAGAACAUAUUGGUAACAAUAACGACCUCACACAGUUAAAUGGGGUUGAGUCGCACCAUGUGGAUAUUCAGGAGGGCAUUGUAAAUGACUAUCUAGAAAAAGAUUUGAAUCCAGUUAAAUCUGCAGAACAAGCAGCUGCAGCACUCGAAGAUAUUUUGCUCAGGGGAGAUGUCACCUCGAUCACUGAUUCCUCCACAAAAACUGAUAACGAUGCCGGGUAUUCCUCCGCGACAACUUCCCACAGUCUCAAACGGAGUCUCUCGUUUGGUGACAAGCCACCAAGACGAAGAACGGGUGCUCAGACAAUCUCUGGAAGAAAUGAUGUAUCCAAGAAAACGGGUUACUAUCUUGAAGGUGGAUCUUCCGAAAACACGGACGACAAUGAGGAUGCAUGGAAGAUGUCUCUCGAACAGUUUACCUCAAAAAGAUGCGGCUCAAAGCGGAAAUCAAACAAAAUGUCCAAGGGAAUGAGAUAUUUCUACAAACAGCAGGAUGGUUUGAUAGACAUCUUCGAGGAAAAUCGUAAACUUCCGAAAACAUCGAGUUUUUACAAAAGUCAGGAUGAUUUGAUCAACGAGUUUGAAGAAAUUCGCCUCGAUGUUGAUGAUGCCAUGGAAAACGCGGAGACGAUCAAGAAACUCAGGAAGAAGGCCUCUAUCUACGCUAAGUCCACGUUCUUCGUCAACCUGGUACUGUUAGCAAUCAAGGUGGUCGCAGUAGUGCUGUCUGGGUCUAUUUCGCUCAUAUCGAGUCUCGUGGACAGUGCUGUUGACCUCAUAUCAGGCGUGGUCAUCUGGGUGACCACCCGCGCUGUGAAAAACACGGAUAGAUAUGUGUACCCGCAAGGUCGGACAAAGCUAGAGCCGAUGUCUAUCGUCAUCUUGUCGGUGAUCAUGUCGGUAGCCUCUCUUCAGAUCAUCAAGGAGUCCUUUACCAAGAUCGUCGGCCUCUCUGACAACUCUUCCGAUCCACCCAUUAUGGACUGGACCACCAUUGGGAUCGCUAGCGCCACCGUCGUGGUGAAGCUGAUACUAUUCAUUCUGUGUAGACGGGUACCUCACCCUACUGUACAGGCUUUGGCGCUGGACCACAGAAAUGACGUGCUGUCGAAUUUCGCGGCCAUAGUUUUUGGAUACAUUGGUUCUCAGGAGAUGCAGGGCCAGGUUUCGCUGUAUGGACUGGUGUACCUUGAUCCGACCGGCGCUAUUGUCAUCAGCAUAUACAUCAUCGCCAACUGGUGUAUUACUGGAUGGGAUCAAAUCAAACUGCUCGUGGGCCACACGGCAACGGGCGAGUUUAUCAGCAAAGUGACCUGGAUCUGCAUGGACCACCAUAAGAAGGUGCAGAAGGUAGACACUGUCAAGGCUUUCCAUUUUGGUAACAACUUUCUGGUCGAGGCUGACAUUGUACUUCCACCGGAAAUGACGCUGCGAGAGGCGCAUGAUAUCGCAGAGCCGCUUCAGCAGAAGCUUGAACGCCUACCGGAAGUAGAAAGAGCAUUUGUCCACGUGGAUUAUGAAUACACACACCAUCCUGCCUCGGAGCACAAAAUUGUUUAAGGUGUUUAAAUGAGCGGACAUGAUCAAUUGAUAUUUAACGCAGAACAAGAAAAAGUAUAUACAAAUGUGCUACAAGUCAAUCAUAUAUUCUCUCUAGUUCAGGCAGUUUGCAGGAAUAUAUUUGCUCAAUAACUACACAAAUCCCUGAGAUAUGUGUAACAUAUGUGUAUAUAAAGCGAAAUAUAAAUCAGGUUAAGAUUGUAACCGUGAACAAUUGUAUAUAGUUUGUCCACAGUGGUAACGGAUCUAUGAUUUACGUAAAUUUAUGAAACUAAAAUUGACGCUGUAACGUCUGAAAAAUUUCAUAUAAGUUAGUAUGUUGUUAUUGUUUACUUUUGUUUUAAUUAAGAAUACAUAUCCACGUAUUUUCAUAACGCUAGUAUCGUCGUCGACGGCGGUUGUUAGAUGUAAAUGGUAACCUUAUGUCACAACUUCCUAUUAACCUGUCCAAGUUUCACAUUGAUUUUACAAGGGAAACAAAAGCGACAAUCGAAGAAGCCAAACAUUUAACGAAGCCCCCCUGCUUAAAUCACCACACUUUUAAUGACAUGAUGCGUACGUUUGGACAAAUCAAGGAUCCAUUUAAUCUGACUUUAAUGAUUGUUUAGACCGGCACGUCCAAUUGAUUACGAGCGUUUUCGUUCAUACAAUGACGUGAUCCUCUUUGACGAACACAUGUAGUAUUAUAUAUAACAGUAGUAUACAUAUUUCUGACCGUAAGAUUUAAGGCGGGAAACUUGGUGAUUAUUUUAGUUUGCAACAUAUGUUAGGGUAGAUUUAUAAACAAAUGUUAUUACGACAUGUUAUGUAAUUAUAUGUCAUACUAUUCCAAUUUAAUUUGCCAUUGUCUCAGACCAUUCUUGUUCUCAAUAUUGUGUAAUAUGUAUUAUAUCAAAACUCUUUUAGUCAUGAAAAGCACAAGCAUAUUUUUAUGUCGUUAUCGGACCAGAAAUUGUUGAAAUAAUCUUGGUGGAGUAACCCCAACCACUUACCAACAUUUUAAACAAUUUAAGUUCGGUUCUGAGGGAGGGAUAAAUGCUAAAGGGUCGUGCCACUAAGUUGCGCCCCCUCUCACGUCAAUCCCUCGUACAGCUCAUGCAUUGAGGCAUGAGUUAUAUAAUGAAUGAACUUUAAACGCGAAACCAAUUGACUUGAAAAAGUCAUAUGUAUCAUGAAUAUACUAGUCCAUGUUUAACUUGCAUUGGAUAAACAUUACUUACUUGCUGUGUAUUGUGCUUACCUUAAUAUAUUUUAAUGAAAUUUGAGAGAGAGAGAGAGAGAGAGAGAGAGAGAGAGAGAGAGAGAGAGAGAUUUAAACAAAUUAUGUAUACUUACUAGUCAGUGUCAUUAAGAUGUACUUAGUAAUUAAAGCAUGCAUUUGUGCAUAAAGUAUGUACUUUCGUGUAACAGUUGGCAAGUAAUGAGCCGAGAAUGAUGAAUGGCUAAGCUCAUUACAUGUUUGUUAUUAUUUUAAUUUAUUUGAACAUAUGAUAUGUUUACGUUGUUAAAGUACUUAAUAAAGUAUAGGAGUUCA